Aspergillus melleus is the source of this 1104-nucleotide messenger RNA. Its product is annotated as fungal specific transcription factor domain-containing protein. Gene Ontology annotation, molecular function: zinc ion binding; DNA binding. Lineage: Eukaryota; Fungi; Ascomycota; Eurotiomycetes; Eurotiales; Aspergillaceae. The transcript has 2 exons. The record is from RefSeq and is a predicted model, not a curated record. Gene Ontology annotation, biological process: DNA-templated transcription. The coding region runs from base 1 to 1104 and encodes 367 amino acids.
AUGGACUCGGGGCUUCCUGUUCCGAAGAUCGAGGAACAUGAUUACCUGGCUUUGAAGAGUAUCAUUGAAGCCCUUGAGGUGGUAUGUGAUGAUUUGGAUGCGAAUCCGGAGCGCAGGAGCGAGGUCGCGAUGGAGGUUGAUGAUGGGGUUGAUGGAGAUGAAAGGGUGAACGCGCCUUCCCUAGCAUCGAGUAGGGACCGUCGAGAGACGAUAAAUUGGGAGACCCCGGUAACUGGAGAGAGUCAUGCUCUACGGCCACCGAAGAAAAGGGACAACAGGCAGGACGCCUACCUGCAACAGGGUGAGGGUAAAGGAGCGUUUGGCAAACAGCCAGCCCCAAGGGUAGCUCGCGAGGGCUCCGGCGUUCCCAGCCAAGACGAUGACUUGGAUGAAGAAAGCGACGACGAAGUUACCGACCAGCUAUCCUGCCGGCUAGGACGGCUCCAAUUUACCCACGACGGUCAACUGCGGUACUUUGGAUCAACUUCGAACUUAACAUUAUUAGAUGCCUUGGUGGACGUCACACCCCUGAUCGCCGUACAGAAAGAUGCCACCGAGCUUCUAGAAAAUGCAGGCCUCGACAACGAAGUCGACGAGGUAUUUGAGAAACACCUUCUCGAGCUCUUCUUUGCAUGGCAGGAUCCAUGCCUUCACGUCGUCGACGCGGACACCUUCUGGCGUUCACGCGCACAGAGCAAAUACGAAGGCAUAGCAACGCCUUACUACUCGCCCAUAUUGUCAUGUGCAAUGUGUGCACUCGGUGCUGCGUACGAGCCGAGAUACCACCCAGAGUUCGUGACGUUUCCUAGGUCAUUAGCCGAAUUCUUUGGCGAUCGGGCCAAGAUUUUGCUGGAAUUAGAGCUGGAAAGCCCAUCUAUUGCAACGAUCCAAGGACUGGUGAUUUUGAGCAAUCAUGAAGCACUGUGUACGAGAGACACGAGGGGCUGGUUGUAUAGCGGAAUGGCAAUGCGACUGACCCUUGACCUGGGAUUGCAUCUUGACAUGGGUCCCUAUGUGGAACGAGGGAUAAUCCCGUAUGAAGACGCCGAGCUACGACGUAGGGUAUUCUGGGGGGUUUAUUUGAAUGAGCAGUCAGUCCCGUGA